Vicia villosa (hairy vetch) is the source of this 3844-nucleotide messenger RNA. RefSeq names its product cytochrome P450 71D10-like. Bases 2275 to 3753 code for a protein of 492 amino acids. The transcript has 2 exons. The record is from RefSeq and is a predicted model, not a curated record. Gene Ontology annotation, molecular function: heme binding; oxidoreductase activity, acting on paired donors, with incorporation or reduction of molecular oxygen; monooxygenase activity. Lineage: Eukaryota; Viridiplantae; Streptophyta; Magnoliopsida; Fabales; Fabaceae.
UCAACGAAAUUUCCACUCUCUUACAAAGAGCAUUGGAACUGAGAAGCUGCAUUCUCAAAUAUAGAAAUUGUGCCUUUCAUUAUGCAACAAUUUUGCAAUUUGAAUUGUGCCUCAUAUGAUAUGGGUGUGAUAUGGAAUUUCAAUAAGUAUUCAUACACAACAUGAAUAAACUCAAAUUUUUGUUGAGUGUGACUUGAUAAUUGAUAUGUGCGGAGCUUGGCUGUAGAACUCCAGAGAAUUGAUAUCGUGCAGCAAUAAAGAACUAGUGGCUUUUUUUACUUCUGAAUAAACUAUACAUUUAAUUGUUUCAAAUUCGCCUAUGUUUUUCUUUAGUUUACUCGACUUAGAUAUGGGUAAAACUCCAUUAUAUAUUAUAUAGGUUGUUACAAAACUAAAUUACUUGCGUUCCAAGCAAGUGUAAUGGAACCACAUGUCAAAUGCUCUUCAGUUUGUUCCCAUAAACAGAGAAACCAACAAAAUUAGCCGAAAAUGGGUCUGUCUUCUAAAAUAUAUCAUAUUAUUAAUGACUAUUAUUUGAGUUUCUUUACACUUAUCGCUGGACCUUUGUUUCAAUACAAUGUAACAUUUUUCGGUUCCUACUUAAAAUAUAUUGUCGAGUAGUAGUAAAAGUUAAAGAGACAAUUGAUGGCAGGGUUAAGAUUUUAGUGUAAACAUGGUAGGCAUCUAUGAAGCACGGACACCCCAAAUUUGACCCCGACACUGACACGGCGACACUGAUAAAAAUUUGAAAAAAGGAAUAAAUUAAACGUAAUCACAAGUGUCGGUGGAAGUGUCCGACACGGACAAGGACACGCCUGUUUUCAGAGGUGUCGGUACUACAUAGGUAGGCAUUAUCAAACAUUAUCUUUAUGACUGGCAUGGCCAGCAUUUAUGUUAUUCCUAAAUAUGUAGGAGAAUCAAACUGUUGGACGAGCAGUGGGGUCUUGUUGGUCGAGUUUAAUAACAUUUUGUACUGGAAACAUAUUAAGUAUUUAGUUCCAAUGUUUCUAGCUAUUUCCAUUUUGUGUGAUGGACAAUCAUUUUUGGUUCGUAAAUAUUGUAUAGGCAUGUGAAGAUACUUCUUCUGUCACUGUCAUUACUUAUAUGGUCCCGAGGUGAGCAGACAACUGAAAGAUAAGAAUAAUAAUGAAUGGAAACCAAGUAAAAAUUGGUCUUAUUUUGAUGGUAUAACUGCUUGGUGGUACGGUAAUUGGUAACCUAAUUAGGGCUAUCAUUGUUUGUAACUGUGUUGAUAUAUCUUUCUUUGAUUAUAAAGUAACUAUGUCGUGUAAUGUAACUCAUUCUUCACCUUCUGCUGCAUUUUGUUUUUGCUGAGACAGACAGGGAUCAAAAUUAUCAUAUUACAGCUUUUAGUUCUGCAGAUUAAUCGCCAAAUUCAGAUCCUCGUCAAAGAACCCGCGGGAUGUAAAUAUUGUAAGAACAACUACUUCACAUCUCAACCUUAAACAGAAACAUUUCUAUUGUCUAUUUUCUAUUUUACAACACUGCCAGAAUUUUUAUGUACAUAAUAGUAAUAAUAACUCUGUUAUCAAAUUGCGACCAUGGCGGCGCUAUGGCAGAUAUACAUGGCGGUUUUCGGGCUCACCGCAAUGGUAAAUAUAUGCCGAUAUUGCGUGUUUUUUCGUCAUAAUCUGCUAUAAUUUUGGCUCUCUGCCAUGGUCCCCCACUGCAAAACUGUAAUAAUUAGCCUCACAGUAGCCAUAAUAACCAUUGCAGACUUUUUAUGUUUUACAUGUAUUCCAUGAAGACUUUUUGUGUGGUUGUAAGAAUUGUUUUAAAACCACCGCUAGUAAUAUUUCAUUUUCUUUUUGAAUUGGUUGUUUCUCUAAAGUGUUGUGUUUUUAUUAAAAAUGAAAAAAAACAUUGUGAUUUUUUCCUGAAACUAACUUCUUUAUAUUAACAUGAAGACAACAACCUUUUGUAACUUCAACAAGCUGAACUUGAAGUUCCUUAUAUUAAUAAUAGACCAAAUGUGCUACCUUCUUCCAUAUGCAUUAGUAUUCUUUUACAUUUAUACAUUUACGGUGUUACCUACUACUUCUAUAUGCAUUAUCUUUACCUUUAUGAUGCUAUCUAUUUCGAUAUGCAGUAUCUUUUGCAUUAAUGGACAACAAUCCUUGAUAGUUCAUUUUGAACUACUUUUCAUCUAUACAUCUUAAUCCUUGAUAGUUCUUUAUAAUUUUCUUUUUCUAUGAAAAAAUGUGCUUAUAAAUUCCUUCAUCUAAGCAUUCUUCUUUAGUUCCUCAUAUCAUCAUGGAUCUUCACAACCAUUUCUCUUGUACCUUCAUAGCCACCUUUCUUUUCCUCUGGAUACUCAAAACAGUUAAAAAAUGGAGUACUCCUAAAAACUCCACCAAUUUACCACCAGGACCAAGAACACUACCCUUCAUAGGAAACAUACACCAAAUUAUCAGCAGUUCAAUGCCCCAUCACUGCUUGAAAAGUUUAGCAGAGAAGUAUGGACCCUUAAUGUACCUAAAACUAGGACAAGUACCAUACAUAAUAGUUACUUCACCAGAAAUAGCCAAAGAGGUUAUGAAAACACAAGACUUAAACUUUUGUGAUAGACCAAACCUUCUUUUGCCUACAAUACUUACUUACAAUGCUACAGAUAUCGCGUUCGCUCCAUAUGGAGAUUAUUGGAGGCAACUACGAAAAGUAUGCAUUGUAGAGCUAUUAAGUUCAAAACGUGUCCAAUCAUUCCGGUCCAUAAGAGAAGAAAUAGUUUCAAAACUAGUUAAAUCAAUAUCUGCACGUGAAGGAUCAAUUGUUAAUCUCACUGAGAAUAUAUUCUCAAUGACAUAUGAGAUAACAUCAAGAGCGGUUUUUGGAAAAAGGACCGAACACCAACAAGUGUUUAAAACUGCAAUGGAGGAAAUAGUGAGUUUGUUAGGAGGAUUUUGUAUUGCAGAUUUGUAUCCUUCUAUUAAAAUAUUGCUUCAGAGGGUGAGUAGGGGAAAGACUAGAUUUGAAAGACUUUGUAGAGAAACUGAUAGGAUAUUGCAAGACAUCAUCAAUGAUCACAAAAGCAAUCACAGAGAUAAAGAUCUAGUCGAUGUUCUUCUCAAGUUUCAACAGGAUAAUCACUUGACUGAUGACAACGUUAAAGCUGUCAUCCAGGACUUGUUCAGUGCUGGUAGCGAAACGUCCUCAGGUAUUGUUUUAUGGGCGAUGUCUGAAAUGGUAAAGAAUCCAAAGGUGAUGAAAGAAGCGCAAGCUGAGGUAAGAGGAGUAUUUGAUAGAAAGGGGUAUGUGGAUGAGACAGGAUUGCCCCGAUUAAUAUACUUGAAGUCUAUUAUCAAAGAAACACUGAGACUACACCCUGUUGUACCAUUGUUGAUUCCAAGAGAAAGUAGACAGAGAAGUCAAAUCAACGGAUAUGAGAUCCCGGCUAAAACAAGGGUUGCUGUCAACGUUUGGGCGAUUGGAAGAGAUCCAAGGUAUUGGGCUGAAGCUGAGAGUUUCAAACCGGAGAGAUUUCUUAAUAACCCAAUUGAUUUCAAAGGCACAGACUUUGAAUACUUACCAUUUGGUGCUGGAAGGAGGAUGUGUCCAGGUAUAGCGUUUGCUUUACCCAAUGUUGAGUUGCCACUUGCUAUGUUACUUUACCACUUUGAUUGGAAGCUUCAAAAUGGAAUGGAGAACGAAGAACUUGACAUGAAUGAGUCAUUUGGAUUUUCUCUAAGAAGAAAAAGUGACCUCUGUUUGAUUCCUAUUACUCGUCGUUCUUAAUAUGUACUGUAUUUCCUAGUUUAAGUUUAAGCAUACAAUCUGUCAAUAAAGUUAGAGCAUACAAGUUCACAAAGAGUUUUAUGUUUCCUUA